This is a messenger RNA of Caenorhabditis briggsae, 507 nucleotides long. The record is from RefSeq and is a predicted model, not a curated record. The coding region runs from base 1 to 507 and encodes 168 amino acids. The transcript is spliced from 4 exons. Lineage: Eukaryota; Metazoa; Nematoda; Chromadorea; Rhabditida; Rhabditidae.
AUGAGUGAUUCUUCUGAGGAAGAAGUUAUUCGCGAUCAAGUCCUUGUGGCCACUCUUUUUAUCGUUUGCUCCGGAAAGGCUUGUGGAAAUCCAGCAUACUCCAAAUGCGAUGAGUUUCUGGGCAGGCAUACAAUCCCUUUGAAUAUCACAUUCAUUCUUUUCUCAAGUGGAAUUCUGUUUCAUUCCGUCACAUCAACUGCCAAAGAUUGCCAUCAGUCCUGCAACUUUGCUACUUGGUUCACAAACUCGAAAUCAACUCCCGUUUCACCAAUGAAAAUGAAAGAACUUUUUCAUGAUCGAAUCGCCAUUGUUGCAAAACAUCCAGAUUGUUGCUUCGAGUUUGUCGGACUGCAUGUAGAUAAUGGGACAGUGGACAAACUCUGUCAUAGCUACAGCGUGGAACAAAUCGAAACCGUAAUUGAGCAAAAAAUGGGAAAAACGCCAAGAAGAAAAUUCAAGCAAGUUUUAGAGCUAUUUAGAAAAACGCUUUUUGCAAACACAACGUGA